UGAGGGUUUUUCUUUUGCUACUCUUUAAGUAUUCACCAGAAAAAGAGACAUCCGCUGGGUCAUCUCGUGUUGUUGGACGCGGAAGAACCAUGGCCUUGCGGCGCAGGAGCCCGCUGCUGGCAGCCAUUCCUCUGUGGAUGGCUUUGGGUCGAGCCGACGCUCUUGCUGAACCCGAGAUCUGCUACGUGCUGGAUGGCAUCCUGCUGUUGUACGGCAUCAUCCUGACCGCCCUCUACUGCAGACUCAAGAUCCGCAGUGCUAAGAAGUCUGCAGAGAGGAAGGAGAAGCAGACUGCAGAAGAAGGUGUCUACACGGGUUUGACACCUCAUGCCCAGGACACAUACGCCACAAUUGGCAUGAAGCAAUGACCGGGAAAGAAAACAGAAUUUAUGGUCUUAUUUUUUACAUUUACAUAAUCAUUAACGGCUUGCUUUUGGGAAGGAAGGAG
Messenger RNA from Dunckerocampus dactyliophorus (ringed pipefish), 448 nucleotides. It is a transcript of the gene fcer1g, whose product is annotated as Fc epsilon receptor IgFc epsilon receptor Ig. The record is from RefSeq and is a predicted model, not a curated record. The transcript has 5 exons. Gene Ontology annotation, cellular component: Fc-epsilon receptor I complex. Gene Ontology annotation, molecular function: IgE receptor activity. Bases 90 to 368 code for a protein of 92 amino acids. Gene Ontology annotation, biological process: cell surface receptor signaling pathway. Lineage: Eukaryota; Metazoa; Chordata; Actinopteri; Syngnathiformes; Syngnathidae.